AGAAAAGAGCCAAUGACAGACCGUGUUUUAGGUUACGUCAGAGCCUGCGCUAGGCAUGACGGGUGAAAAGAAAGCCCAUCAUGGCGGACGCUGGUGUUGCAGGUGAGGGAGGUGAGGCCUCCAAACCAGCCAUUAAACCUGCACGAUUCGUCUACGGCAGUUCUGACAAGGGUUCUGGCAGUGAGCCAGCUUCAGACAGCGAGGACACCAAUGUUAGAGAACACAUCGCAUCAUUCCCUCCAGAAUCAUCAAGUGUCCCACGAACGUUUGCCAUGAAGCAUGCACCCAACUACGCCUCUCACAGAACGGUUUGGUCAUCGGGGUACACCUCAGACGAGAGCAGCUGUGACGGUCACGACUUUCACGGUGCGGCAAACCGUCCCUUCCUCAGACCGUCACGUUUGUCCGCGACCCUGGCGCACUCCACCACCCCCUCCUCCUUUCCUUUAUUUGCGUCCAGUUCCACUUCCAGUAACGCACCAGGUUCUUCUGAUACAAAAGCUGUCAAAUCAGGUUUCAAGUUAAGGCCAGCGACUCUACAAGUACCGGGAGAGGCUGUGCUUAGAAAAGAUUCUCAAGAGGCUGAUAGCAAUGGAGUAGACAAGCCGACAGCCAAGGCUGAGGAGGACCCGCCCAGCUCCAAGCCACAACAAUCCAGGAAAAGAGCGAGCGAAUGUUCUGACGAUGAGCAGCACCAAAUGAAAAAAGCCAGGAAAGAAGAUUCUGGCCCUGAAACUCCGACUCCGGAGUCCACCACUGAUUCCACGGAGCAGGAGCCGCGGAGGAUAUUCGGGAUGUUCACGGGAACGUCUUCUGAGGAAGAGGACAGCAGGAAAGGGUUUAAGGAGUCCGAAUCUUCCGACACCGCCCCGGCCGAGAAUUACUUCUUACAGUUCCAGACCACUAAAAGUAAUGGUAGCAGUACUGCUGAAGCAAAUACAACAUCUGGACAGUCUGCAGAGACUACCUCUGGUUUUGUCUUUGGGGAGAAACUGGAGGAAAGAGUGGUCACUACACCGAAAUCACAGUCUCCUGAGAGGGAGGAACCACCAAAUGAAGAAAAGGCUGAAGAAGAAGACCAUGAAAAUUACUUCCUGCAGUUCUCAACAACAAGCUCUUCGGAAACAGCCGCAACGACGACACCGUCUAUCCAAACGGCGCCGGUUACCACCACGUCCACGACGGACGUGAACGCGACACCCGUCGUCUUCGGUCAGAAGGCCCCGCCACUCUGUACGGUCGCCACGGUUUCCCCGACCAGUGGAGCCGCAGCCCCUUCCUUCAUCUUUGGUCAGAACAUGAAUGAAAGAGUUGUGAGCACGUGUGAAACAUCAUUGGACAAAGACAGGCAAUCUCUGUCUGACUCCCACCCACAGAGUCCCGCGCCCGCCGAGGAAGAACAGAAGUGCGACGAGCCCACCAGCCCCAACUUCAGCGACCUCAGCAAGAAGUCCGUGGAGACAGCAGCAACCAGUCCUGCUGAGUCAGCAACGAAACCUGACAACGUCCAGCGGCUUCUGGAGUCCGCGGCCAGGUACCAGGAGUCCCACACGUCCUCCGUAGACUUCGCAGAGGUGGAGAAGGUCACUGGGGAGGAGGGGGAGAGAAACGUCAUGCAGUGUCAGUGUAGACUCUUCCUGUUCAACAAUGCCAGCCAAUCCUGGCAGGAGAGGGGGCGCGGCUGUCUGCGGCUCAACGACCUCCCCGAGCAGGACGAUGGUUCCUUCCAUUCUAGGAUGGUGAUGAGGAGCCAGGGCAGUCUGCGGCUGCUGAUGAACUGUAAGCUGUGGCCCCGCAUGGCGGUGGAACUGGCCAGCAAGAGGAGCGUCCGGGUCACGUGUAUGGACCAGGACAGGGUCAACGUGUAUCUUAUCAUGGCAAGCCCGAAGGAUGCGAGCCAGCUCUUCACUGCCAUUGAGUAUCGAGUCCAGAUUCUGAAGAGGAGGGAGGACAGACACGUAGUGGCACAGCCACAGUGUGAGGACAGUGUGGGGUCGGAACAGGUCGGAGCAGCAGCGGAGGAUAGCAAUAGCAGUGUGGAGGAGACCAAGAGAGCGGAGGGGGAGGUCCCAGAGGCAUCUACAGAAUUCUUAGCUGCAGAUGCUGAUGAGGAAGCUGCUCCUUCUCAACCCCAGUCCACAUCUCCUUUGGAGAAACAAGAAUAGCUCCCACCAACCAACCUGUACAGCUAGCCCUUAGAGUAGUCACCUCAACUCACUAUAGACUAGGAGUUUUGGCAACAUCACAGGGGUGGAGCCAUUUGUAUUCCUGGUAGUCUAUCUCCUGUAACAAUACUUUGUGUAUCUCUUAUCUUGAGUUUGUACACCAUUCAGCAGUGUAGUUAUAAAGGAAAUAUGAUUUUGUUUUUGUACUCUUGUUUUGCAAAGCAGCGUCUUUGACAGGUGUUAAUGUAACAGUGGCAUUUUGGCAUGUCUCUGUGACAAUUGUGCUGAAUAAAGAAGAAAUGCAACAACAAAAGAAAA
Branchiostoma floridae (Florida lancelet) is the source of this 2483-nucleotide messenger RNA. Its product is annotated as ran-binding protein 3-like. Gene Ontology annotation, molecular function: GTPase activator activity. The transcript has 19 exons. The record is from RefSeq and is a predicted model, not a curated record. Gene Ontology annotation, cellular component: nuclear pore; cytoplasm. Lineage: Eukaryota; Metazoa; Chordata; Leptocardii; Amphioxiformes; Branchiostomatidae. Bases 81 to 2165 code for a protein of 694 amino acids. Gene Ontology annotation, biological process: protein export from nucleus.